Messenger RNA from Rotaria sordida, 1234 nucleotides. The record is from the annotation of a GenBank genome assembly. Lineage: Eukaryota; Metazoa; Rotifera; Eurotatoria; Philodinida; Philodinidae.
CCUACUAUUUUACAAGGAAUAACAUCCAGUCCUCGAAAUAAAUCAAGAAGGUAUGUAGAAAUUGUUAACAAAAAGCAAAUAGGAUUAUGCAAAAAUGAGAGGUUACUAAUUAUUUAUUCUAUUGAUUGAAUAUAUCUAUUAGUAGCAUAAAAUAUAUUUUAUCUAUAUCAUAAAAUAUCAAUAAUCUUGGAGAGUCAAUCGUCAUCAGUAGUUUGUUCUCAUACUGAUCCUAUUUCUUUCUAUUUUGACGUUAAAAAUAAGUAGCAAAGUUAAUAGAGAAUUUUCACAAAGUUUCGAAGAGUUAUUAACCUUAAUUAUUGAAUUAUAAAAUAAAGUUAUUUCUGUAUUCAGCUUAAUAGAUCCAUCACCAAUUACCAUAAAUUCUCAUACUCUUCAAUCAAUCAAUACUAAUGCUCAUUCACUAAUUCCUCAUAAUGAUCAUAAUCGUUUAUCAAUUUUGGCUAUUGCACAUGCAGUUCGAAUGACAGACCCUGCAAUUUAUAAACAAAUUGGUUUAUCUCAACAACAACAACAACAACAACAAUCUCAAAUUCAAUCAAAUUUAUCUAAAGAUAAUAAAUAUUUUCAUUGUAAAAUAAUCUCUGAAAUAUGUUGUUUACUUCGUAUCAAUAUUUUUCGUAUAUUAAUUAUAUCAAUAAUUCUUGUUUGGUCAUUAGAUGAAACAAAUUUUUUAUUUCUUACCGAUCUUCUUAAAUCAUCUGGGCAAUCAGAACAACGAUCAACAUUAUUAAUUUCUAUCAUAGGUGUAGCUGAUCUUAUAGGACAAUUAUUUUUCGGAUAUUUGGGUGAUAUUGAAUGUAUUGAUACAUUUAUUCUAUGGACAUGCACAUCUAUUAUUGCUGGUUUAACACUUAGUAUAGCUCCAUUAGUUGGAUCUUAUGGACUUAUUGGUUUAUGUAUACUUUUUGCUAUUCAUGCUUUUUUUCUUGCAGCUCCUAAUGCACUGGGCAAUAUUAUUAUAAUAGAAGUUGUUGGUAUGCAUCGUUAUCCUAUAGCUUAUGGAUUUAGUUUACUUGUUAGUGGAUCAACAUCACUGUUCGGUUAUCCAUUACUUGGUUUGCUAAAAGAUAAAACACAAAAUUGGACAAUACCAUUUGCACUUGUUGGUGCUAUUAUGAUUUUUGGUGGUCUCGUAGCAGGAACAAUUCCAUUAUAUACAUUUUAUAAGAAGAAAAAAAGAAUAUCGAAAGAAAUACCAAUGAUUAUAAAAUGA